Messenger RNA from Onychostruthus taczanowskii (white-rumped snowfinch), 993 nucleotides. It is a transcript of the gene ANAPC10, whose product is annotated as anaphase promoting complex subunit 10. The transcript has 6 exons. Gene Ontology annotation, cellular component: anaphase-promoting complex. Bases 286 to 843 code for a protein of 185 amino acids. The record is from RefSeq and is a predicted model, not a curated record. Gene Ontology annotation, biological process: anaphase-promoting complex-dependent catabolic process; protein K11-linked ubiquitination. NCBI's taxonomy places the organism in Eukaryota, Metazoa, Chordata, Aves, Passeriformes, Passeridae.
GCCUCUCCGCUGCGCCGGCGGCGGCUGUGGCUGUUCCCGGCGGGAUCAGGUGGGAAAGGUGGGAGCUGCGGUUCUGCCGUGGCCGUGAGGGGAGGAGAAGGAGGAGGAGGAAGAGGAGGAAGGUCCAGGCCGGGCAGAAGCUCGGCUGGCUGAGGCGGCGUGUUCGCCCCGGGUGCGGGGCUGCCCGGCCGGGUGCCUCCCGCCGCGCGUGCGGGGCUCUCGCGUCGCGCCCGCGGCCGGAGAGCGGAGCCGGGCUGGGGAUCCGGCGGGGCCCGUGCCGUGAAAAUGACAACCCCAAACAAGACCCCACCUGGUGCUGAUCCAAAGCAGUUAGAGAGGACUGGUACUGUUAGAGAAAUAGGCUCACAAGCAGUUUGGUCUCUUUCAUCCUGUAAGCCAGGGUUUGGAGUGGAUCAGUUACGAGAUGAUAAUCUAGAAACUUACUGGCAGUCAGAUGGAUCACAGCCUCAUUUGGUGAACAUUCAAUUUAGAAGAAAAACAACAGUGAAGACCUUAUGUAUUUAUGCAGACUACAAAUCUGAUGAAAGUUACACUCCAAGCAAGAUCUCUGUCAGAGUAGGAAAUAAUUUUCAUAAUCUCCAGGAAAUCCGGCAACUGGAAUUAGUGGAACCCAGUGGCUGGAUCCAUGUUCCUCUAACAGAUACCCACAAGAAGCCCAUUCGCACCUUUAUGAUCCAGAUUGCUGUUCUAGCGAAUCACCAAAAUGGAAGAGACACUCACAUGAGGCAAAUCAAAGUGUACACCCCUGUGGAGGAGAGCUCCAUUGGUAAAUUUCCCAGAUGUACAACAAUUGAUUUCAUGAUGUAUCGCUCCAUCAGAUAAAAUUUCCUCAUGAGGAACAAUAAAGGUAUUUUUUCAUGACGGUAUCAGUGCUAAAGUAUUCAGAUACUUAAAGAGCAGGGUUUACUUCAGUGUAAUUAUAUGUUUAUACUUUGUACAAUUUUGAAAUAAAGAUAAUCUUGUGUUACAGUA